This is a messenger RNA of Echinops telfairi (small Madagascar hedgehog), 942 nucleotides long. RefSeq names its product olfactory receptor 2B2. Lineage: Eukaryota; Metazoa; Chordata; Mammalia; Afrosoricida; Tenrecidae. The transcript has a single exon. Gene Ontology annotation, molecular function: olfactory receptor activity; G protein-coupled receptor activity. Gene Ontology annotation, cellular component: membrane. Gene Ontology annotation, biological process: G protein-coupled receptor signaling pathway. Bases 1 to 942 code for a protein of 313 amino acids. The record is from RefSeq and is a predicted model, not a curated record.
AUGAAUAAGGUAAAUGAGAGCGUCCCCAGGGAGUUCAUCCUGUUAGGCUUCUCAGACAGACCAUGGCUGGAGCUCCCACUCUUUGUGGUGUUCCUGGUUUCCUAUAUCUUGACUAUCUUUGGAAAUCUGGCAAUAAUCCUUCUGUCACGUCUGGAUUCCAAACUCCAUACCCCCAUGUAUUUCUUUCUCACCAACCUUUCUCUCCUGGAUCUUUGCUACACCACCAGCACCGUUCCACAAAUGCUGGUAAACAUAUGCAGCAUCAGGAAGGUCAUCAGUUAUGGGGGCUGUGUGGCUCAGCUCUUCAUUUUCCUGGCCCUGGGUUCCACUGAGUGUCUUCUCCUAGCUGUCAUGUCCUUUGAUAGGUUUGUGGCUAUAUGUCGGCCUCUCCAUUACUCAGUUAUCAUGCACCAGAGGCUCUGCCUCCAGUUAGCAGCUGCGUCCUGGAUUAGUGGCUUUAGCAACUCGGUGUUGCAGUCCAGCUUGACCCUUCAGAUGCCACUGUGUGGCCACAAAGAAGUGGACCAUUUCUUCUGUGAAGUCCCUGCUCUGCUCAAGUUGUCCUGUGUUGACACAACCGCAAAUGAGGCUGAGCUAUUCUUCAUCAGUGUGCUGUUCCUUCUAAUACCCCUGACUCUCAUCCUUAUAUCAUAUGGCUUCAUUGCCCAAGCAGUGUUGAGAAUACAGUCAGCUGAAGGUCGGCGAAAGGCGUUUGGGACAUGUGGCUCCCACCUGAUUGUGGUGUCACUCUUCUAUGGCACUGCCAUCUAUAUGUACCUGCAACCACCAUCUCCUGCCUCCAAGGACCGGGGCAAGAUGGUGUCCCUUUUCUAUGGGAUCAUCACCCCCAUGUUGAACCCCCUCAUAUACACACUUAGAAACAAAGAUGUUAAGGGAGCUUUUAAGAGAUUGCUUGCCAGGGUUUUAUUGAUCAAGAAAUAA